This is a messenger RNA of Galendromus occidentalis (western predatory mite), 597 nucleotides long. Its product is annotated as transcription factor SOX-14-like. Gene Ontology annotation, molecular function: DNA-binding transcription activator activity, RNA polymerase II-specific; RNA polymerase II cis-regulatory region sequence-specific DNA binding. NCBI's taxonomy places the organism in Eukaryota, Metazoa, Arthropoda, Arachnida, Mesostigmata, Phytoseiidae. The record is from RefSeq and is a predicted model, not a curated record. The transcript has a single exon. Gene Ontology annotation, cellular component: nucleus. Gene Ontology annotation, biological process: neuron differentiation; positive regulation of transcription by RNA polymerase II; negative regulation of transcription by RNA polymerase II. The coding region runs from base 19 to 597 and encodes 192 amino acids.
GAUCACAUCCGACGACCCAUGAACGCCUUCAUGGUCUGGUCCCGAGCCCAGCGCAGGAAAAUCGCACUCGAGAACCCGAAGAUGCACAACAGCGAGAUAUCGAGGAGACUCGGCGGUGAGUGGAAAGCCCUCCCGAACGAGGAGAGGAAACCUUUCAUCGACGAAGCGAAGCGACUUCGCGAGCAGCACAUGCGCGACCAUCCCGAGUACAAGUACCGUCCUCGACGGAAACCGAAGCCCGCGUCGCCGGCCAUGUCCCCCGUAGCGCCUCCGACAACGAUGGGUCAGAGCUUCGCGUCAUCGCUCAACUAUCCCCAGCUGAAGGAUAAAGAGGUCAACUAUCCUUUCCAACUUCCGUACAUGGGAUACAUGGGAGCUCAGAAUUCCCCGCAGCCUGUUCGAACUCCCGAGUCCGCAUAUUCUUCUUGCGAUGACCUGCCGAAGGAGUCCUCGGUCUCCCCGCCCCCGCUGUCGGGACCCCAGUUCAGGGAGCAGAAAGUCGACCCUUCGCUGUACCAGUUUUACCAGCAGAAUUUGCCCAUGGGCUACGGCUAUCCCAUGGGGGGCAUGUACCCGUCGUACGACUACACCGCCUGA